Molecule: messenger RNA, 867 nt
Organism: Castor canadensis (American beaver)
Lineage: Eukaryota; Metazoa; Chordata; Mammalia; Rodentia; Castoridae
Source: RefSeq, a predicted model, not a curated record
AUGUGUGGCGUGUUUGUAAAGACUGGUCUUUCACGUGACCUGCUGAUAUGUGGGGUGCUGCUACACCUGCAACAGGCUUCAUUCCAGCGCUCCAACAGUCAUGAUAAAGUACGGAGGAUAGUUGCAGAAGAGGGUCGCACGGCAAGAAACCUCAUAGCGUGGAGUGUUCCACUAGAAAGUAAAGAUGACGAUGGAAAACCUAAAUGUCAAACAGGUGGAAAAUCUAAGAGGACAAUUCAAGGUGCUCAUAAAACUUCGAAACAGAAUGCUGCAGUAGACUGUAAAAUAACAUCCACAGCUGGAGAUAAACACUUUGAUAAAAGCCCUACUAAAGCAAGGCAUCCUCGGAAAAUUGAUCUCAGAGCUCGCUACUGGGCAUUCCUUUUUGACAAUCUUCGCCGGGCGGUGGAUGAAAUCUAUGUAACAUGUGAAUCAGAUCAGAGUGUGGUGGAAUGCAAGGAGGUGUUGAUGAUGCUGGAUUACUAUGUGAGAGAUUUCAAGGCACUGAUCGACUGGAUCCAGUUGCAGGAGAAACUAGAGAAGACAGAUGCUCAAAGCAGACCUACAUCACUGGCAUGGGAAGUGAAGAAGAUGUCUCCAGGACGUCAUGUGAUUCCAAGCCCAUCAACAGAUAGAAUAAAUGUAACAACAAAUGCUCGAAGAAGCUUAAAUUUUGGGGGCUCAUCUGGCACAGUGGCUGCUCCACGUUUGGCUCCCACGGGUGUCAGUUGGGCUGACAAGGUAAAGGCUCAUCACACAGGCUCAGCCCCUUCCUCAGAUGUAGCACCUGCUCAACCCUGCCCACCAAUGACAGUAUACAAGGCUCCCCGUAAAAAUGGCAAGUGGCUUUGAAUUAACCUUUCUAUA